CGUCGGGAGGACGUCUGGUGGCGCUGAGUUCAGCGCUUACAUUUUGCUGCUUUUUCAUUGCUUUGCGCCCAAUUUUCCAAACUCCCAAUCCUACAAAUGUAUUCGUUCCGCCGUCGUUCUUUCCUGUGUUUCAAACGACAGGACUCUUGUUUGGCCCUUCGCGCCCCCUUCUCUCUUUGGGUUUUCUUGUGCCCGUCCAGAAAAUGCUUCUCAUCGACCGGUCGAGUGGACGGCCCGACUCCCACCCUCCGCCGAUGCUGUUUUACAUCAAACUGUUAAUUCGCGAUUGGUUUUCUCGUUUUCAACAGGAGGCGUACUGCGAGUAUCUGAAGAGCAUCAAGUUUAUUUCACAAGCUUUAAUAGAAGAUGCCCAGACAAAGGGCGAGAGAGAGAUGGUCACACCUGAGGUGCAGAAGAUGCUGAAGUUGGCUGAGCAGUGCUUGGGACGGAUCAAAACCACAGCCACCAAACUGGGAAAAGCGGAAACUAAAGCUGCAGUGAGCCAGGCCGUCAAGCCUUCGUACACCCCAACCCACCGCAGGGUGGUCUCUGACGGGGGCGGCACAAACAAGUCGUUUCUAACUCCGGAUGUCUUUCAAAAACUGCAGCUGCCAGAAACGUUAACAACUAAAAGAGAACUCACCCCACUGGAAGAAGCUUCGAGACAGAAUCAGAAACUGAAGGCAGCGUACGAGGCGAGGAUGGCGCGGCUGAACCCGAACCAGAGCUCGCAGAAAACCUCACUGACAUUGUCUCUUCAGCGACAAAUGAUGGAGAACCUGAUUAUUGCCAAGGCCAGGCAGGCAGCGCUGCAGAGAAAGAUGGAAGAGCGACGACUGAGACUGCAAGAAGAAGCCAACAGGCGAUUUUCAACUAAUGCAACACUAACUCCUGAGGAAGAAGAGCAGAGAAAUGUAUACGCAAGCAUCUUGGAGUUUGAGCAGGAUCAUGAGUGGCCCAAACAAUGGAAAUUGAAACUAAAAUCUCAGCCGAAUGAUCUGAUUUUGGUGGGUGGCCUUGUGUCCCAAAUACUGAGCUGUCCAGAACAUCCGAUUUCCCAGCUACUAAAGAAACUGCAGUGCAGGAUCUACAGCAAGCUCUAUCCCAUUGUGAAUACACAUUUCUCUGAUCAAGUUGCCUUAACAGAACCAAAUGCAGGUACUGGGUUAUAUCCGGCCCAAAGCCAGUGUUUGCUGAACACAGAUGUGAAGUCAUCACUCCACAAGGGAAGCAGGUUAAAGUCUUCCAAGAGUGCAUGUUGUUUGGGAUCUGUUCAAGACCACGUUAAAAACAAUAGUGUUCGAUUGAGACAUAGCUCCUCUGUUACAUCGGUGGUGUCCGUUGAAGAUCACAAUGCAAACACUGAUGCUUGGGAUCCCAAAGCACCUGGUUCAAACAUAAUGAAACCGAGCUGUUCAACCAAGGAUUUUGCCCCAAAUCAAGCGAGUGAGAAAAACAGUCCUUUCGAAGAUCUGGAACAGGACAUGAUGAAGUUUGAGCUACAACCGGGAAGCAUUGCAGACAACAUGAAUCUCGCUGUAAACAGCGGGCAACAGAUUCUCGAAACGGAAGACAUGCAACUGCAAGAUCACUUGAAGAAUAUUGUAAAGGAUGUGCACAACUCGAUAGACCGAUUGCUGACCUUGUGCAUUCUGGCUUUUGAGCCUCUCGACAGCGCGACUGGAAAAGACCAAUGUUUGGCCAGCAUUGAGGAGACUUUUUUUCAGCCCAUCUGGAUGUUCCUGUUAGCUCUGUUUAGGAAGGUAAACCAUUCGAGGGAAAUGGCUCUCGACAAAAGCCUGAAACUGUACAGAACGGCUGGCCCAGCAGAUGUUGGUGUUUCCGAUAAACUUUUCCCCCACAAAUCCACUCCCUCCAUUGGUUCUUACCCUUAUGAAAUAGCUGUACAGGAGCUAAGAUCAAUAAGUAAAGAAUUCUGUCCACAAAAAAAGCUGGAAUGUAUUGUACGAACACUGCGUCUAAUCUGUGAUUGUGCUGAACAGUACUGCGGUUCCAGACAGUCUGGGGCCCUCAUUGUUUCUGCAAUUGGAGCUGAUGAUCUGCUCCCCAUACUGUCUUAUGUGGUGCUGAAGAGUAACUUAACCCAGCUGGUAUCGGAGUGCGCAGCACUGGAAGAAUUUAUUCAUGAAGGGUAUUUAAUUGGUGAAGAAGGUUACUGCCUUACAUCUAUGCAGAGCGCUCUUUUGUAUGUGGAAUCUUUGUCCAAAGAAUAAAUAAUAUAUUUAAAUACAUCUCAUACUCCCCCACAUGUCUAUAAAAGUGGCUUCUUCUAAAGCAGAUUUAGUUUUGUGCAUUAAAUUCUUUGGCUAAAGCACUUUUGUUUUUUCACCAUUAAUAUAAAAUCAUUUGGAAAACAACCAAUCUAAGGACUGCUCGUGGUAAAAUGAUAUCCUCGCGCACACUCUAUCUUUACUGUAUAUAUGACUGGUAUAGGGUAAAUUAUAUUAUUUCUGUUUGAGGGAAAUAGUAGAAGAUUGCAUGAGAGAUCAAGAGGAUAUAACAUUAAACUUAAGUCACAGAACUGUUUCACACUGGAGAACGCAUUUACUGAACUCCGCACUACCACAGUCGGCUGUACUGCUAUUUCUAUGAAGCCAAUUUUGUCAAUGGAUAAUAUCUUUCAAUAUUUUUAUUAAUCUUUAUUUAAGCCUCAAUACUCAAAGACUUGUUCUUAAGAAGAUUUUAAUUUACUACGUUUAUUUAGCUGGAGUAUUAUAUAUUUUUGUAUAUAUUUCAUUCUGAAUUAUUUAGAGGGAAAAUAAAUAACUAAUAUUAAUUUAAACUUGUCAUCUUCCAGCUGCCUGUCUUCCUAAUGCUAUUUGAAAAAUCUUUAAAUUUCCAGUUUACAAGAUGGAAGGAAUGUGCAUUGCUUAUUACCGCUAUUACUUUGCAUGGUUUUUCUGCCCAGCCUAGGCGCGAAGAUAUGGUCACUCAAGUGAUUCAAGCAGACUUAGUUGACUUUAGCUUGGAUAGCUUCUGGAACUAUGUUAGUUACUUACUCUUUUAAUGUUGGCAGCUGUGCUGUGGUUUCAAUGCAAUUUGUUGUUAUGGAUUUGUUAUAGUUUUUAUAAAGUCUUGGGGCUGCAAGGAGUAGCCUUUCAACUCCUAAUUUUUCGUCUGGUCUUACCUUAAAUUCCGUGUUGUGACAUGUGCGCACAUACACAGGAGAAAAAAGCUUUGCUUCAUUAGUCCAUUUGCUUAAAAGUCAGCAGCAGUGGUUAAUUCAUUCAUUGUGUUGAAACUGAUUGAAAUGAUUGUGUUAAAAGGCUCUAAUAGUUAAAAUUGGACUACGUUGAUGUAAUUUUUUUGAAAGUUUGAUCGAAGCAAAUCAGGUUUUCCUCGACUAACUAAUACAUUAUUGGACUUCUAGACAUGAGCAUUCAGACAAACUUUUAUUGUGGAUUCUGAAAUGUAAAUUGCAGUGGACAAAGCUGAGAAAUGAUAUUAACAUGUCUUCCAAAAUGUCAUUAACUGCUUGGAAAAGCACUUUACUGUUCACAAGGUAUGUGUUGGCUCAGGGAGUGGAGAGCUUGCUCGUAGCUUUGCUGUCCUUCAGCUGUUAUUCAUUCAAAGUGUGAGGGUUUUUUAGGGGUGGAGUGAAGAAAGCUGAUAUUGACAUAUACAAUAGAUUGAGAUCAGAGAGUGGUAUUAAAAUAGUAAUAGUAUCUGAGUGAUUCUUUUUCGCUCCUUUUUUUUCCCCGCUUUUUCUCCUCCUCCCCCAUCAAAGGAAGCUUCUGUAUGAGUUGUGUAAAUCCCAUGAUAAAUGAGUGAGGAUGCAGGAACCUAAUUUAACCUUUUUUGCAAAAAUGUAUGUAACUAAAAAACGCAAUGGCUGAAUACUUUAUAUUUAUCUGGUGUACAUGUUUGGAACUUGGUCCUCAAGAGAAGUUAUUUGGGUCAUCCAAUUGAAGUUAUUUUUCAAUGAAAAUAAUUGGGUGGAUGUCCAUCUAUUUUAGACUGCUGAUUUUAAUGGAAUUACUAGUCCUCAGUGCAUGAUUUGCCAGAUGAAAUUUACUGAUGUUCUCUCUCCUUGACUUGCUUUUGGCAUAGGAAUGCUAUUAAGAGACACUGCUCACAAUAAUGUACAUCUUAAAAAGACACUGACUGGGUGGAGAAAAUCACUGGUAGUGAACACUGACCCACUACACACGUUCCAACAUUCCUAAGAAUGGCCUCAAGCAAGACAUUGAUUGAAAUUGGAGCCCUCGGCAAAAUACAUUGAAUGGCACUAUUUUUAAGUUAGGAACAAGAGGGAAGAAAAAUAUUGAAGCCAAUUUAAGUGGUCUGAAAUCAACUUGUGCCAAUAUAACAGCAACUUUGUGGCUGGUGUACAAAUAUGUUAUCAGAUCAAUGACUCAGAUUUGACAAUGCACAGAUGCAAAAUUCAGAAGUAAUUUUAGAUUCUCCCAUUAGUGGAGUUUAUAUUGGAGAAACUUUACAGGAACAAAUGUGUAUGAUUGUUCAAAUUUUUAAAUGGAAUGUUACCUUUCAGUCUACCUCUGGUCUGAGACGGUAAACUUCCCCUAAUUCUGGGAAGAACACUAGGAAGAGAUAGAGCUGUGACAAUAUUUUAUUUGGAACGGAUUCUUACUCAAAGCCCAACUUUUAAACUGGUUGAAAUUUUCUGUGAUUCCCUUUGAUGGCAAUAACAUUCAAGGCUUCUGAUUCAAAAUGAGCCACGGAAGAUGAAAAAUGGCUAUUGCUUUACUUUUACUAAAUGUAUCCAUCACUUUUGCAUAUUUAUCUUAUAUUUGAUGAUUUCAUCAAGUUUCUCAAUUACAAUAAUAUAGUCAUUGUUACAACAGUCUGCAAUUUGCCCAAAAGUCUUUUGUGUCUUCUAGGUAUCUUAUGGGGAAAAAAAUGUAGAUUCUCACAAGGGAAAAAGGGGGGAAUUCUGUACACUGGGGAUAUAUGUGAAGUAAACUGUGAGGAUGGAAUUAUUUAAUUCUGUGCAAUUUCAAUGUAUUGUAUCUUCAAAUAACAUUUGUAACAUAUUCACUUUACAGCAUUAACAAUGAAAUUAAUUUAUGUGCUACUCUGUAUGAAUGCAGAAUAUAAUUUUUCUGGCUGAAUUGUGUGUUCACUUGUUUAAAUAUUUGUACUGUGAAUAUAUUAAGCAGAUGCAUCUGGAAUUAUUGUGAUCGUACAUUUUAAAAAUAAAA
Callorhinchus milii (elephant shark) is the source of this 5183-nucleotide messenger RNA. It is a transcript of the gene vps9d1, whose product is annotated as VPS9 domain containing 1. The transcript is spliced from 14 exons. Gene Ontology annotation, molecular function: guanyl-nucleotide exchange factor activity; small GTPase binding. Gene Ontology annotation, cellular component: endocytic vesicle; cytosol. Gene Ontology annotation, biological process: vesicle-mediated transport. The record is from RefSeq and is a predicted model, not a curated record. Bases 204 to 2234 code for a protein of 676 amino acids. Lineage: Eukaryota; Metazoa; Chordata; Chondrichthyes; Chimaeriformes; Callorhinchidae.